GCCAAUCCGAGCGUCGCGUUGAGAAAUGCUAGGUCGCUGCCUUCGUGCCUGGAGCUGCAACUUUUGGCCUAUAAAUCCUCCCAAAAGCGCGACGCCGCCGGGGAACAUAUUGGCGACGAAAGCAUCUCCCGAGCCUUCAGCCCGUCUAAUUCAAGGGCGAGGAAGAAGGCGAAGAAAUCCACGAGACGGGGAACCUCGCGCUGCUACGCGCCUGGGCGUCGAGGGUAAAAAAACAGUUGAAAAACUCGAAAACCGACUCCGCGAUCGAGAUUGGCAAUCUUGCCGACGCUCGAUUUAGAUAUCCGACAUCAUGUCCCUGUUCGGCUCCGCAGCGGCGAGCGCCUCGGCGUCGACCACGGUGGGCGACUUGAAGCAGGACGUCGCGCUGAGCGAUCCUCCGACCGACAGCAUCUCGGACCUCGUCUUUUCGCCAGCCGCCAACGGACCCGACUUCCUCGCAAUCUCCAGCUGGGACAACAAGGUCCGCAUCUACGAAAUAGCCCAGAAUGGCCAGAGCCAGGGUCGUCACGCGUUUGAGCACAGCCAGCCUGUUUUGGGGUGCGAUUUCUCAAAGGAUGGAACAAAGGUAGCCUCCGCCGGUGCAGACAAGAACGUCAAGGUCUGCGAUCUGGCGUCCCAGCAAGACAUUGUCAUCGGAACACACGACCAGCCUGUACGGAGCGUGCGCUUCUUCGACAGCGGCAGCGGCACCAUGGUGGUCUCCGGCUCGUGGGACAAGACGGUCAAGUACUGGGACCUCCGGCAGCAAGGCCCUGCGGCCACUCUGGCAUGCCAGGAGCGUGUCUACACCAUGGACGUGCAGCAGAACCUGCUCGUCGUCGGCACGGCCGACCGGUACAUCAACGUCGUCGACCUCAAAAACCCCACGAAAUUCUACAAGACACUGCAGAGCCCCCUUAAGUGGCAGACUAGAGUCGUCAGCUGUUUCCCUGACUCGACGGGCUUCGCAAUCGGUAGUAUCGAGGGCCGUUGCGCUAUUCAGUAUGUGGAGGAGAAGGACUCUACAUCCAACUUUUCAUUCAAGUGCCACCGUGACCCGGCCGUCAACAACGUGGUCAACGUGCACGCCGUCAACGACAUUUCUUUCCACCCGGUUCACGGCACCUUUAGCACGGCGGGAUCGGACGGCACGUUCCACUUCUGGGACAAGGAUGCCAAGCACCGUCUCAAGGGCUACCCCAACGUGGGCGGCAGCAUCACGGCCACGACGUUCAACAAGACGGGAAGCAUCUUUGCCUACGCCAUUAGCUACGACUGGAGCAAGGGCUUCCAGCACAACACGCAAAACUACCCCAUCAAGGUCAUGCUGCACCCCGUUAACAACGACGAGUGUAAGCCCAGGCCAUCAGCCAAGAAGAGGUAAAACGGAGAUGGCGUGAAGACGGUGAUGAGAUGGCGGUGUAUAAUAAUGGAUGGCGGUUGUGGGUUGCGGAUCGCAUGAUCAAUUCCAGGACGGUGGAGCAAAGAGAUCAUGUGUGUGUGUGAAGCUCAAGUUGAUGGUGGAAAGGGGACAAGAUGGGAUUGUCGGGACGAGAAGACGAUACCUAAUCUACGACGCUUUUUUUUUUGUGCGCAAUGAUGUUAUAUAGGCGCUACUAUCCCCCGGAGAGUCAGCAUAUCGGCGUCGAGCAUUAGAUGUCGACGCCGAUAGUUUGUCAAGAAAAUAAGGCCUUGUUUUUCGCUACAUUGAUUCAUGAUUUGAUAUGUUGAAAGCUGACCAUCGGGCAUGCGGAGAAUAAGUACGAUGGAGAUCAAUCACAGAAUGGUUAUCGCGAAUUGGCACCAGUAGUUUAGAUAAUGCAAUGAUGCAAUGAAG
Molecule: messenger RNA, 1837 nt
Organism: Trichoderma harzianum CBS 226.95
Lineage: Eukaryota; Fungi; Ascomycota; Sordariomycetes; Hypocreales; Hypocreaceae
Exons: 3
Coding region: 311-1384 (357 amino acids)
Biological process (GO): RNA export from nucleus; transcription-dependent tethering of RNA polymerase II gene DNA at nuclear periphery
Cellular component (GO): nuclear pore
Molecular function (GO): RNA binding; ubiquitin binding
Source: RefSeq, a predicted model, not a curated record